Messenger RNA from Salmo salar (Atlantic salmon), 1210 nucleotides. It is a transcript of the gene goga7, whose product is annotated as Golgin subfamily A member 7. The record is from RefSeq and is marked provisional. NCBI's taxonomy places the organism in Eukaryota, Metazoa, Chordata, Actinopteri, Salmoniformes, Salmonidae. Gene Ontology annotation, cellular component: palmitoyltransferase complex; Golgi stack. Gene Ontology annotation, biological process: protein targeting to membrane; peptidyl-L-cysteine S-palmitoylation; Golgi to plasma membrane protein transport.
ACUGUGCGGAAGUACUACCCGAAGAAGCUAGCUGAAAGGAAAACGUCCACUAUGGCUGAGACGCACAACUUGCAGGACCUGCAACAUCAAGCAGCCGUCGCCUCCAAAGUGUAUGUCCAGAGGGACUACAACUCGGGUACAAUCUGCAGGUUCCAGACCAAGUUCCCCUCAGAGCUGGAGUCUAGGGUUGACAGGCAACAGUUUGAGGAGACGAUGCAGACGCUCAACAACCUCUAUGCUGAGGCUGAGAAAAUUGGUGGCAAGUCUUACCUGGAGGGCUGCUUGGCCUGCAUGACCGCCUACACUAUCUUCCUCUGUAUGGAGACCCAUUAUGAGAAAGUAUUGAAGAAGAUCGCUAGGUUCAUCAAGGAGCAGAAUGAGAAGAUCUACGCUCCUCUGGGACUGCUGCUUACGGACCCAAUCGAGAGAGGUCUCAGGGUUGUUGAAAUCACCAUCUUUGAGGAUCGAAGCAUUGGCUCUGGAAGAUAAACCACACCAAAGGAUGGCCUAUUUCACCUGGUGCUUCCCAAUUGUCUCACCACACCAUCAAUGAUUCCUUAUGGAUGUAGAUAUAAUUGUUUUUAUUUAUUCCACAUAUGAGAUGGGCAAUGUGCGCUAGUAGCCUAUAUCCCAGAGAGACCAACACUCCCUGUUUUUACAUGUUUAUUGAGAUGAUUCAUUUUAAUGUGAAAAGUCUUAUUCUAGUUAAGCAAGACCACACCUUUAGUAUGAAUGGUGCCAUUUUGUUUUAUAUUGCCAUUUUUAAACCCUUACUUGUAAUUAAAGGUGCACUGUGUAAUAGGUCAAUGCAAAUAGCCCUUAAAUGUAUAUUUCACCCACAGUUUUUAAACCUGUGUUUUAAUAUAUCCUCUCUGCUUCACCAAAACGUACAUAAUUAGUAAAAUGGUUCCUUACCUUGACAGUAGUCUACGGGCCAGGAGAAACUGUAAUCCACCACAAUUCAGAUGUUUACUUUAGCAAAUACAAUGAGAGGGAAUGGGGCAGUGCUAGCAUGUUCCAAACUCAUGGAUUCUCGUUCCUGGAUGUUACAAACGUAAACGAUGUACAGUAACAUAGCACAUUUUCUGAGUUAUGGUUUGUUACUUCAGGUACUUCUAAGUUGUACUUCUCAAAACCAACUAUAAGCUUUUGCUGAAAUGUUGCUGUUCCUUUUGUAUGUAUACUGAACAAAUAUAAAUGCAACAAUUUC